Ipomoea triloba (trilobed morning glory) is the source of this 1623-nucleotide messenger RNA. RefSeq lists its product as uncharacterized. The coding region runs from base 1 to 1623 and encodes 540 amino acids. The transcript is spliced from 4 exons. Lineage: Eukaryota; Viridiplantae; Streptophyta; Magnoliopsida; Solanales; Convolvulaceae. The record is from RefSeq and is a predicted model, not a curated record.
AUGCUAUCCGGGUGGAGCACUGCUGGGAGGUUAGCUUGUCCGUAUUGCAUGGACAAAUCAGAUGCCUUCACCCUAAAACAUAGUGGUAAGCAAUCGUGGUUUGACAAUCAUCGAAAGUUUUUGCUAGCGAAUCAUCCAUUUCGCAAGAAUAAGAUAGCGUUUUUCAAGAAUAAAGCGGUUACAACUGAGGCACCGCUUGUUCGGUCAGGAUAUGAUAUCCUUGCAGAGAUUGAGACUUUAGGCCUUAAGAAGGUCACUGAAUUGGAUGCUGCUGAAGUUAAUGCAUUAAUUUCCAAAACAUGCGAAAAAAAUGUGUUUGAUAAUGUGUUCAACACAGUUAUGGAUGUUACUGGAAAAACAAAGGACACAUAUAAAUCUAGAGAAGAGUUGAAUGAUUAUUGUCAGCGGCCAGAGCUGAAGCGAAACCUUGUGACUAGAAAGUUUCCAAAAGCUUGUUACACACUUGACAAACCGGCAAGGGAAGCAUUGUGUGAAUGGGUUAGGAAUCUCAAAUUUCCUGAUGGUUAUGCAUCUAAUAUGAGUCGAUGUGUAGAUAUGAAGAAGUUGAAGUUGUUUGGUAUGAAAAGUCACGAUUGUCAUGUGUUUAUGCAGAGGUUAAUACCAAUUGCAUUUCGUGAGUUGCUACCGCUAAAUGUUUGGAAAUUUCUUACAGAGUUGAGUUUAUUCUUUAAGAACCUUACUUCCACUACAAUUAGAGUUGAGGAAAUGACGAAACUCGAGAAUGAUAUACCUCUCAUUCUUUGUAAACUUGAACGUAUAUUUCCUCCUAGUUUCUUCGACUCCAUGGAACAUCUACCAAUCCACUUAGCUUACGAAGCAAGGAUUGCUGGUCCGGUUCAAUAUAGGUGGAUGUAUCCAUUUGAGAGGGUUUAUACUGAGGAGUUAAAGAGGAGUCAACCAAACAUUUCCAAUAGUACCAUCGAUGGUAAAUUGGAAAAUGAAUUUGCAAAUUGGUUCAAUGACUAUGCACAUGAUCCUUCAAACAAUAUUUCAAAUAAAUUUAUAAAGGAUCUUGCAAAAGGGCCACAAAGAUCUGUUAAUACCUAUUCAGGGUAUUAUGUGAAUGGCUUUAAAUUUCACACCAUUGGUUAUGGUGGAACUAAAGAAACAAUGAAUAGUGGAGUUUGCAUAAAAGGUAUAAACUAUAGUAUAGAUGAAAGUGAUUACUAUGGCCGAUUGGUAGAAGUUGUACAAGUUGAGUAUCCUAGCUUACCAGUCAAGAGGACAAUAUUAUUCAAGUGUGAGUGGUUUGACCCGACAACCGUGGGCAUGAAGGUUCAUUCCCAAUAUAAACUUGUUGAAGUUAAUCAUAAGCAUAGAUUCAAUCGCUAUGAACCAUUCGUUCUAGCAAUGCAAGCAGCUCAGGUUUAUUACUGUACAUAUCCAAGUUUGCGUCGCGACAAGCUUGACUGGUGGGCUGUGUGCAAAAUUAAAGCGAGAUCUGAAGUAGAAGUUCCUGAAUCAUCUAUAUCUUCUGAAGAAUCACUAAUACCUCCACCAUUUCAAGAGGAAAUUACCGACAAUCAUGAUCUCAUGCAAAUAGAUGAAGACCCAUCACAUUUAAAUGACCCAAAUGGUGGGGUGAUAGAACUUGAUGGCUAA